UAUAACUCAAAAUAUCGUUUCCUGGUCUCUUUUUCUAAUAGCAAAUCAAGUGUUUAAAAGAAGAUAAUUCUUAAACAUGUAUAUAGAGAAAAAUAUGGAAGGUGAUUCAGUUGGGUAUUUGCAUGGGGAAGUUCGAAGUCUGAAGCGUUCUCUGCACCGCUUCACAAUUGCCGUUACAGUGCUUUCUGUUGUUGUAGUGGCCAUUUUCAUUGCUCUCAUUGCAGUAGGAGCCUCCCAGCACAAUUCUAUUAAGAAUCUCAAGCAGAAAGCUGGGACUAUUGAAGAUCCUAAGGUUGCUUUUGCCACAGGGUUUGGGGAUAGGAACAUUGAGGGAUUUAACUAUGGAGGGAGUUUGUUUAGAGGCAGUGGGUUCUGGUCCACCAGAAAGGCUUUACCAGGCAAUUUGACAGACCAUGCUGCAGUGGGUUACAAUGAGGAGAAUGUAUUCAUAAUUGGUGGAGCCAAUGCUAGUGGGAGUGUAACAAAUGAAGUUUGGAUGUAUGAUGCAAUCUUCCAUAACUACACAAAGAAAGCUCCCAUGCCUGAACCUAGAUACAGAUUUGGUGCAGCUUUGGUGAAUGACAAAAUCUAUGUUGUUGGAGGAAGAAAUAGUUCUGCUGAUGAAAAUGAGGCCAUGACUAAAUCUACCUUCAUCUAUGACAUCCAGAAAGACGCAUGGUCAAAAGGGAAGGAUUCGUUUGAAUAUCACAGUGAUACAUGUGCAGAUUCCUUGGAUGGGAAGGUAUAUAUGAUUGGGGGCUAUGGACAAGAUUACUUGUAUUUGGAUGUGGCUGAAGUCUAUGACCCUGAACAAAAUGAAUGGACAAGGCUUACCAACAUGCCAACUGCUAGAGGAGAUCUUAUGUGUGUUGCUGCUGCUGGGGAAAUUUAUGCCCUUGGAGGGUACUAUAAUAAUCUCGCCAAUCCAAACGAUUCAUUUUCUAGUAAAAUGGAGUCUUACGAUCCUAAGUCUAUGAAAUGGACAUCUCGACCUGAUCUACUUACCCCGCGUGGAGAUGCAGGAAUAGUUUUGCUUCCAGGAGACAAAAUUAUGCUCAUUGGUGGAGAAGGCCAUUACAAAAAUCAGAGUGAUUUUAAAUAUCCAAAGCACGUCAAUGAGGUAUACUAUGUAACAGACCAAACAUGGGUAGAGAAGGCUAUGAUACCAACAGCAAGAUUUAGAACAGCAGCUGCCCAAAUUGGAGGGUUGGCCUAUGUCUUUGGGGGUGCUGACCUCUGUAUAAAUAGCCCUGUUUGCCCUGCACUGGACACUGCAGAGAUUUACUUAGAUGUGGAUCAUCCUCAUGUUUAUAUAUACCUCAAGAAUGAACCUUCCUAUAAUGACAAUGCACCUCUUAGUAUUUAUCCUUUUUGAUAAAAUCAGUAUGAGAAAAGAGACAAUGUCAUCUCCCAUCUAUUUUGCUAAGAGCUCCGUGGAUUCUGCUGAUUAAUAAGAAUAUCUCCUCUCCUCUCCUCUUAACCUAA
Molecule: messenger RNA, 1485 nt
Organism: Cryptomeria japonica (Japanese cedar)
Lineage: Eukaryota; Viridiplantae; Streptophyta; Pinopsida; Cupressales; Cupressaceae
Exons: 7
Coding region: 77-1375 (432 amino acids)
Molecular function (GO): protein binding
Source: RefSeq, a predicted model, not a curated record